This is a messenger RNA of Megalopta genalis, 3586 nucleotides long. RefSeq lists its product as uncharacterized. Gene Ontology annotation, cellular component: membrane. Lineage: Eukaryota; Metazoa; Arthropoda; Insecta; Hymenoptera; Halictidae. Gene Ontology annotation, molecular function: L-amino acid transmembrane transporter activity. The record is from RefSeq and is a predicted model, not a curated record. Gene Ontology annotation, biological process: amino acid transmembrane transport.
CUAUUAAAAUGGUGGCAGUCUUGAAAAGUCGAGAGACCCCUCGAUGCUUUUGUACAACAUUAAAUACCAAAACUGUAUCUUAUCAAAACCAUAACGGUCGAAGCGUAACUUCGAUACGUUCAAUAUGAUAAUGAAUUAUAUUAUUAGUUCUAUACGUAGUUCAGUUGGUGGUACAAAACUAAAUAACGAAACAGUAGUUCUAACCUUAUAUUUGAGCAAGCUUGUGUAUUAGAAUAUGAAAACAAUGCGUGAUUGACUAUAAUUUAUAUUUGUAUGAAGAUUCAUCGUUACCACCAAUUAACAAAUAUUAUUUAUACGAAUGAGAUAAAUUUAACAACUAUAUACGAAAACUCUGAACAAUUUUGGAAGAUUAAUCAAUGAAAAUUUUUUAUUAUAAAAAAACUGUUUAGAUUCAUACAGAUCUAUUAAAAUGAUUUCUCAGUUGUCACAUGUUAUGACUCUUGCAAACAGUAUCAUUGGUGUAAGCGUUCUUGCUAUGCCAUUCUGUUUCAAACAAUGUGGCAUUAUGCUGGCUACUUUAGUUUUACUAAUAAGUAGCCUUCUAUCACGACUCGCUUGCCAUUUUCUUAUUAAGUCAGCUGUGAUGUCAAGGCGAAGAAAUUUUGAACUCCUAGCAUUUCACGCAUUUGGUCAAAUGGGAAAAUUUUUGGUGGAGUUGUUUAUCAUUGGAUUUCUUGUAGGAACAUGCAUUGCUUUCUUUGUUAUUAUGGGUGAUUUAGGACCACAAAUUGUAGGGAAAGUGAUAAACAAAAAUCCAGAAAAUAUUAGAACUAGUUUACUUGUAACAACAAGUAUUUUCAUAGUUUUACCGUUGGGAUUGCUUCGAAACAUUGAUAGUUUAUCCAGUCUUUGUACUGCCACAAUUAUUUUCUACCUUUGUCUUGUAUUAAAGAUAGUGACAGAGUCUACGCAACAUAUUUUUGCUGGAGAUUGGUAUGAACAUGUAUAUUAUUGGAGACCUUCUGGUAUAUUGCAAUGUAUACCUAUUUUUUCUAUGGCUUUGUUUUGCCAAACUCAAUUAUUUGAGAUAUAUGAAAGCAUUCCAAAUGUGUCAUUAGAAAAAAUGAAUGAAGUUGUACGAGGUGCAUUAAAUAUAUGUACUGUUGUUUAUUUAUGUGUCGGCUUUUUUGGGUACAUUGCAUUUUGCACACAGCCUUUUACAGGCAAUGUGCUAAUGAGCUUUGAACCUAGUUUGUCAUCUGAAAUGAUUAAAAUGGGAUUUGUGUUCUCCAUUGCAUUUAGCUUUCCUCUAGUCAUUUUUCCAUGCCGUGCAAGUUUAAAUUCCCUCUUAUUUCGUAGGGUGUAUGCCCAUGAAUCGUCUGCAAAUUAUUUACCAGAAACAAGAUUUAGAUGUCUUACUAUAGCAAUUGUGGCUGUUUCAUUGAUUACUGGCAUCCUAAUACCAAAUAUAGAGUUUGUUCUUGGUUUAGUGGGAUCCACAAUUGGAGUUAUGAUAUGUUUGAUAUUCCCAGCAAUAUUCUUCAUAUCUAUUAGUAGCAAACACACUAAUGAAAGACUAUUAGCACAAGUGAUUUUAUUUAUUGGCAUCUGCAUUAUGAUUCUGAGCACUUAUGCAAACUUGUAUGCAAUGGAAGAAUCUGGUAAUACGAAAGUAUUAAUAACAACAAGCAAACCUCUUAGUCAAAUUAGUAAUUUACCAUUAAAUUUAAACAAAGAUGAUCUUAACGUAGUUGCAAGUAUUCCUCAUGAUCAUGAGAUUCUACCGGAUAUUAAAGAGAAAAUAGAUCAGUUGCCGGAUUUAAAUGUACUUGAUAAAUCUAUAAACCUAAAGUCGAAAGAUGUACGUCAGGAACCACCGAUUCCUGUCGAGCGUAUUGUUGUCACAGAAAAGCCAGCAGUAGAAACACAAAAGCCAAUCGAAAAUGUAGUAGCCACCCUUCUUCCAAUAGUGGGAAAUGCGAAUGAAAUGAAACCGUUAAACGCGGACUUGCAGAAUAAACCAAAAACUAUAUUGCAAAAUAAUGUUGCAGAAAUUGUAGAUUCUAGUACAACGAAAACAGUAGAAAAAGAUACUGUUUUAGAGUUAAAGAAGAAUUUCAUUGAUCCACAAAAAAAUGAUAAUCUUAUAAACUCUGAUGCCAUCAAGAAAGAAGAAACAGAAUUGGCUGCGGAUGCAGAAAUUGUGGACGUAUUGGUUGCAGAGACGAAAAAAAAAAUUGAAAAAACAAAUCUUAAGAUAUAUAGAGAAGAAAGUAAAGGGCAAAAACUAAUAAAGGAUGUCCAAGCUCCUGGAGAAAAUGGAAUAAGAUUAAAAACUUUCAAUAAAAAGUUAAUUUUUCAAGAUAAAAAUAUUUCUCAAAAUAUAAAGAUUGGUAAUGAUAAUGAAUUUUUAAACAGAACAGAAGAAAAUGACAACGUUAGAGCGUUGAAAUCAAAAUUUGAAAAAUCGGAGUCCAACAAUGAACUUAAUGAGUUGAGGAAUAAUGAGCAUGUUGCAGCUAAACUACUGGAAAAUAACGAAAACGUGGAAAUCAACGUUCAAAAUGAAAAUUCUUUGCCAACCAAAAAUGUGAAUUAUAAAUCUUCAAGAAAUAAAGUGACCGAUCAAGAAAAAAUUAACGGCUUGAAAGAAGAACCUAUUUAUUCAAGAGAUUUACCAGAGGGUCCUAUUUUAAAUGCUUUAAUAAAACGAAGAAUCCAUAAAUCUAUAUCUGUGAACGAUUUAGCAAAUAAUAAAAGCGAAACUAAUAAAAAUCUGUCUAAAAACGAUGAAAUACCGGCUAACUUGCAAGAAAAAUCAGUUCUAAACGGUAAAAGUCGAAAAACACAGUACGAAUAUUCUGUACCCAUUGCUUUACAAAUGCGAAAUCAAACGAAGAUGGAAAAUAAUUCUAUUUUAUUAGCAAAUAAAUCGGAAGAAAAUGUUCAAGCAAUUCGAAGGGAUAUUUUAGAAGAUCAUGAACGUGAGAAACGUGAAAUUAAUGUAAAUCUAGAAGAAACUGAUACCAAAGUUACAAGUGAUAUUUUUGGUAAAAAUACGGAAGAAUUAGUAAGCAAUUCCACCAUAAAAGAUGAUCGUGACGAAUGUUCAAAACAAAACGAAAACGUAAAGGAUGGAAUUUUAACAAAUAAAUCUAAAACAACUGCGAAUCAAUCUGAGACUGGUUUGAUAGAGCCGCCGUUGAUUAAAGUUAAUAUGUACUUGUCAGAUCAGAAAAUAGCAAAUGCAAUAUCCGUAGAACCGAAUAUUGCUAUGGGUGGAGAGUAUGUUAAAUUAAAGCAACGAGAUUUAAAGUCCGUAGAUUCCAGUGAAGAUUGCAAUAUGUAAAUAUUUGGAGACCUGAUUAGGAAUAAUGUAUGCUACAUAAUAUAUGCGUGAAAACUUUAUUUUAUAAGUAGAAGUUAAGAAUUAAUUUUCCUUUAUUGUUUUUAUAAACUACUCAUAACUUAUAUUGCGUACAGUAAAACAAAUAACUCUAUAAUAUACAAAUAUUUUUGUUCCAAGCGUACUUUACAUAUCAAUAUACAAAUCAUAUUCUUUUACAUAACCAGUAUCUGUGAAUGAAUACAAUUAAUUAUUCAUAUAUUUUUACAGUGAAAAAAA